Linum trigynum is the source of this 2616-nucleotide messenger RNA. NCBI's taxonomy places the organism in Eukaryota, Viridiplantae, Streptophyta, Magnoliopsida, Malpighiales, Linaceae. The record is from the annotation of a GenBank genome assembly.
CUCUUUAGCAGGAAGUGGAGUUUUGCUUGCUGACAGAAUCAUGAUUCCCAUUUCGGUAGCGUAGGAUCGAGGUUGGGACCCUUGGGCAGAAUUUGUAAUCCGAAUCAAAACGUACUUCCGUGCUUGAAGCUCGUCUCCAUUACACCACUCGUACAUAAUUCCAUCCGUCCCUCGCGCUUUCAGAUGAUUUGAAACCUAACCUACCCAUUACUGAUUCACCUCUGCUGGUGAGAAAACAGGAAAAAAAAAAAGAAAAAAAAGAAGAGGUAUUCUCCCGAGUCACCUCAUUUGCUACUUGCAGCAAAUCCAGCUCUCUGCUUUCUGAGUUUGGCUGAAUCGGACGUGAAUUUGCUUCAAUGGGUUUUGGCAAAGCAUCUCUCCGGUGCCUCUUUUUGUUUUCUUUCCUCAAUCCCAGACUCCCAUUGCUGCAGUGCUGUCACCCGCCGAAUCACAUCACAUCACCCUAAAUUUGUCUGAAUGCGGCAGAGGACACCUCCAGCCGUUACAAAUAGCUUCAUCCCGUCCCCAUGUAAACUACACUCUAUUCUUUGCUUAAUCAUCGCAAUAAGUCCCCUGCCUUUGAAUAGCGUUUGAUCGAUCGGAGAUAUGGGAGAAGCCGAUCAGCAGCCGGCCGGCCUGAAGCUAAGUGUCAUGGGACUCGAAUCAGGGGAACCCACCACCGUCGCCGAAAUGGUCACGGAUCCCAGAACCCGCCGGAUGUGGUGGAUUCGAGUCUCCAUGUACAUCGCCUUCGUUAUCGCCGGACAAUCGGCGGCGACGCUGCUCGGAAGACUCUACUACGCGAAGGGUGGCAACAGCAAGUGGAUGGCGAGCCUCGUCGAAUGCGGCGGCUUCCCGGUCCUCAUCCCUCUCUACAUCCUCACCAAGAAAAACUCGCCGCCGGCGAACAGCAACAGCAAUUCCACCUCCCAUGUUUCCCUUCCGAUCCUGACCCUCGCUUACACCGUCAUGGGGAUUCUGAUUGCCGGAUUCAGCUUGCUCUACUCCGUGGGACUGAUGUACCUUCCUGUGUCAACCUACUCCUUAAUCUCCGCAUCCCAAUUAGGGUUCAAUGCCCUCUUCUCCUUCUUCAUCAAUUCCCAGAAAAUCACCACCUACAUCCUCAAUUCCCUCGUCCUCCUCACUCUCUCGUCAAUUCUCCUCGUCUUCGAAAACCCUAGCUCCUCCGAAUCGGCCCAAUCGGGUUCCUCGCGGCGCAAUUUUGCGAUUGGCUUUCUUUCCACGGUCGGCGCAUCCGUCGGGUACGGGCUGCUGCUGACCCUGACCGAGUUCUUCUUCGAGAAGGUGGUGAGGAGGCGGACGUUCAAAGUGGUGGUGGACGUUCUGGUGUACCCGCCGGCGGUUGCGAGCGCGGCGGUGGUCGCGGGGCUGUUCGGCAGCGGGGAGUGGAAGGGAAUUGGGAAGGAGAUGGAAGGGUUUGAAUUGGGGAAAGCUUCGUACGUGAUGACGUUGGUGUGGACGGCGGUUUGUUGGCAGGUGUUCUCGAUAGGGUGCGUGGGGUUGAUAUUCGAGGUGUCGUCGCUGUUUUCGAACGUUAUCGGGACGUUUGGGCUGCCGGUGGUGCCGAUUCUUGCGGUGGUUUGUUUUCGGGACGAGAUGGGUGGUUUGAAGGUGAUAGCUAUGGUUUUGGCAGUUUGGGGGUUUGUUUCGUAUCUGUAUCAGCAUUACCUUGACGACCGUGAGGAUUCCGGAUCCAAGUUUGAGAGCGAUGGUGGCCGGAGCUCCGGCGAGGGAGAUGAUCAGGAGACUCUGGGAGAAGGGUUGUUAGUGUAGAAAAAUGUGUAGCGUGGAAGUAGCUAGGGUAUUGAACUAUAUUGGUCGAGUUCUUCGGGUUGGAGGCAGCAUAUGUAUUCUAUGUUUCCUGCUCUACGGUUUCGUUAUUUGAUGUGAAUAAGGUGAUGAGAAAGUAACAUAUGUAGUAUUUUUCAUUUAAUCGUUGCAAGUUUUCAUUUAAUUGUUGUAAGGUUAUUGAGGUAUUGUAAUCAUGUAGAGGCAUUGCAAUGUAAUGGUCAAAUAUAUAUUAGGGACAUCAAGAUUGUAUUUAUAAGUAACUUUGAGUUGACAGUCAGUUUAUUUACAUAAAAUUAUUAACUUUUCUAUUUCAAUUUUCACAAAAUUGUGAAUAGGAGAAGUGAAAACCUCUCAGUUAUAUUUAUCUCUACUGAUUUUCCCCCUCUAUUUGGUUGACCUAUCUGUGUAUUUUGGAUGAUUGUCUCUAGCCAAUUUAGACGAUCUUUACACCCGGGGACUGGCGUAGCCAGACUUUGAGUUCAUUGGGAUCCCUAAAAAUUUACUAAUAUUAAGUCUGUGUAUCUACUGAAUUUUGAGUUGAUCAGGGUUCCUGGUAAUCUAACAUCGUUGAGAGUAAGGAGUCUUAAACUUCAAGGAUCGUACUAAACCCUACGUAUUUAAUAGAUUUUGUUGCCCAAUUUUUUGCCAAGUGGGGUCCUAGGACCCCUCUCCUCCUCACCUCCCUCCGCCACUUUCCGGGGAAUACAAUGUGACUCGAAGGUCUCCGCAUCCUUAUCGCACAAACAACUUUUCUCUCUGUUAACUUGGAGAUGACACCAGUAGCAAUAGAGGUGAUGUAGGCAU